Morone saxatilis (striped sea-bass) is the source of this 2424-nucleotide messenger RNA. RefSeq names its product adaptor related protein complex 3 subunit mu 1 (gene ap3m1). Lineage: Eukaryota; Metazoa; Chordata; Actinopteri; Moronidae. Gene Ontology annotation, biological process: intracellular protein transport; endocytosis. Gene Ontology annotation, cellular component: cytoplasmic vesicle; clathrin adaptor complex. Bases 247 to 1503 code for a protein of 418 amino acids. The transcript has 9 exons. The record is from RefSeq and is a predicted model, not a curated record.
CGAAACUUUUCUCUAAAAGUAUCGACUAGGUUGAUAUGAGAGUUACUGGAUAUUUAAACCGUCCAGAAUAUAUUCCAACACGUUAAUAAUACCAUUUAGGCCUCGUUCUCUUCAUGUAUCGACACAUAUUGGUGACCUCGUUGUGUUUACGUGUGCAAACAUCUGCAGGCGUCUCCUCGGCGGACACUUCUGCCAUAUUGGCACCAGAUAAUUUGUUGGCACAAUCAACUGGAGUUAGCAGCUGAGAUGAUCCACAGUCUGUUCCUGAUCAAUCACUCUGGAGACAUCUUCCUGGAGAAACACUGGAAGAGUGUCAUCAGCCGGAGUGUGUGUGAUUACUUUUUCGAGGCGAGGGAGAAAGCGGUGGAGCCAGAAAAUGUGGCCCCUGUCCUGCAGACCCCACACCACUAUCUCAUCUCCAUAUACAGGGGCAAGCUCUUCUUCCUCUCCGUCAUCCAGACUGAAGUAGCUCCGCUGUUUGUCAUCGAGUUCCUGCACAGGGUGGCAGACACGAUUCAGGACUACUUCGGAGAGUGCUCAGAAGGCGUAAUCAAGGAAAACAUGGUGACCGUGUACGAGCUGUUGGAGGAGAUGCUGGACAACGGCUUUCCACUCGCAACAGAGUCCAACGUCCUCAAAGAGAUGAUCAGGCCUCCCACCAUCCUGCGGUCGGUUGUCAAUACGCUCACAGGAGGUAGUAAUGUUGGAGACACGUUGCCAACAGGUCAAUUGUCCAAUGUCCCAUGGAGGCGGGCAGGUGUUAAAUACACCAAUAAUGAGGCAUAUUUUGAUGUGAUUGAGGAAAUAGAUGCAAUUCUGGACAAAUCAGGUACGACAGUAUUUGCAGAGAUCCAGGGUGUAAUUGAAGCCUGUGUGAGGCUCACUGGGAUGCCUGACCUCACUCUGUCCUUUAUGAAUCCUCGACUCCUCGAUGACGUGAGUUUCCACCCAUGUGUGCGGUUUAAGCGCUGGGAGUCGGAGCGUGUCCUCUCUUUCAUCCCGCCAGACGGAAACUUCACACUCAUGAACUAUCAUGUCAGCUCUCAAAAUCUCGUGGCCAUUCCAGUGUACGUGAAGCAGAGCAUCAGUUUCUUUGAGACGGGGCCUUGUGGUCGCCUGGACAUCACCAUCGGACCCAAACAGACCAUGGGAAAGACGGUGGAGAACAUGAUGGUCACUAUCCACAUGCCUAAAGCUGUGCUCAAUGCCAACCUCACCGCCACACAGGGAACCUACACCUACGACCUCGCUACCAAGGUGCUGGUUUGGGACAUUGGCAAACUGAACCCCCAGAAGCUUCCUAACCUGCGAGGCAGUCUGAGUACGCAGGCGGGAGUCCCCAAACCUGAAGAUAACCCCUCACUCAACAUUGACCUGAAGAUACAGCAGCUGGCCAUAUCAGGUCUUAAGGUGAGUCGUCUUGACAUGUACGGAGAGAAGUACAAGCCGUUUAAAGGGGUCAAAUAUUUGACCAAAGCUGGGAAAUUCCAAGUGCGGACCUGAGUGAUGACGGUCAACAAUCGAAUGUGCCAAAUAGGUGGGAAAGGUUACCACCCCGCUGAGUCAGCUCUCCAAUAAAUCUUACAUAUCCUCAUUGUUAUUAAUGAACGAUUUUGCAUUCUAACAGUUAUUUAUUAUGUGUUUGGCAUUACAUAUAUACGACUGGAUAGUGUUUGUGGCCUGUAAAGGGAAGCCUUAAUAAUCAAUGUGACCUAGUUGAAGUGCUAUUAGUUUCUAUCCAGUUUAGAUGUGCUGCCUUGUAUGGACCAUUCCUGUUUCUUUUUUUUUUUGUCUAACACCUUCUGAGUGUUACCUAAGGGGGAAUAUUUUGGUUUGAAAAGGGACACUCGCAGCUCACCACCUUGCUCCUCACUACUUCAACACGCCUGUACAAUCCUACUUGCAUGUUGCCUGAAAGUAUGCAGCCAUGCCUUUGAAAACCCUUUUACAUAUAGAUAAAGUAUUAAGUUUUAUACUUAUAUAUAUAUAUAUUUGUUUAUUUUUGAAAAAUCUAAUGUAUCCAUUUCUGAGUAGCUGUCUUAAGUGCAAAUAUUUUUGCACACAUUCACUCUUUAAUGUGGCCUUGUUAAGGGUAGGUUAAGGUGCUUUGUACAGCACACUACAGCACAAACUGGAGAUCUGAGGUAAGUACAUCUUGAAAAUAUAUCUUAUCUAAGGUAUAUAGUUUGCCCAAGGGAGGGUGCACAACUCCCCGCAAGGCCAAGAGACAAGCAAGUGAUUCAGUGUUAGGAACUGUAAAAAGCACUCAGAAAUCUACAAGAUCCUCACAUAAUCUUGAAUGCAACUUCUUUACUCAGCACAAGAUUUGCACAAUCAACUGUCCAUGUGAAAAGUACUACUUAAAGCUCUUGUAUGAAGUUGAAUCAGCAUUUCAGUGUAUAAGAUGUCUUAUAAAAAGCCUUA